CACGUGGUCUCGGGGGCGCGCGGACCCUCGCGGGCGCCCGCCGCCUUCUCUGUGCCGAGGGGAGCAGGGCCUGCGGCCGGCUGUGCUCGCUGCCCAGCCCGGCUGUUUUAUCUGGGGUUUGCAGCUGUGCGGAGACGCCAGGACUCCAGCGCUGGAGGCUGAAGGAGCCCGAAAACAGAAGUGGGACCCCAUUCCGCAUUUUACUGAUGAAGAAACUGAGCCCACAGAGCUAAAGUGACAUAGCCCAAGGUCGCCCAGGUACGCCGCCUCCCGAGCAAGGUCAUGCUCACGUUCAUGGCCUCUGACAGCGAGGAAGAAGUGUGCGAUGAGCGGACAUCCCUGAUGUCAGCCGAGAGCCCCUUACCGCGCUCCUGCCAGGAGGGCCAGCAGGGCGAGGAGGACGGGGACAGCGCUGCCCAGUGGAGGAGCCAGGAGAGUGAGGAAGACUGCGAGGACGACCCUGACCGCUACAUCUGCAGUGGGGUGCCCGGGCGGCCCCCAGGCCUGGAGGAGGAGCUGACCCUGAAGUACGGGGCGAAGCACGUGAUCAUGCUGUUUGUGCCCGUCACGCUGUGCAUGGUCGUGGUGGUGGCCACCAUCAAGUCCGUGCGCUUCUACACGGAGAAGAACGGGCAGCUCAUCUACACGCCCUUCACCGAGGACACGCCCUCUGUGGGCCAGCGCCUCCUCAACUCCUUGCUGAACACGCUCAUCAUGAUCAGCGUCAUCGUGGUCAUGACCAUCUUCCUGGUGGUGCUGUACAAGUACCGCUGCUACAAGUUCAUCCACGGCUGGCUGAUCAUGUCCUCCCUGAUGUUGCUGUUCCUGUUCACCUACAUCUACCUCGGGGAAGUGCUCAAGACCUACAACGUGGCCAUGGACUACCCCACGCUCUUCCUGACUGUGUGGAACUUCGGGGCAGUGGGCAUGGUGUGCAUCCACUGGAAGGGCCCCCUGGUGCUGCAGCAGGCCUACCUCAUCAUGAUCAGUGCCCUCAUGGCCCUGGUGUUCAUCAAGUACCUCCCGGAGUGGUCCGCGUGGGUCAUCCUGGGCGCCAUCUCCGUGUAUGAUCUCGUGGCUGUGCUGUGUCCCAAAGGGCCGCUGAGGAUGCUGGUGGAGACCGCCCAGGAGAGGAACGAGCCCAUCUUUCCCGCCCUCAUAUACUCCUCCGCCAUGGUGUGGACAGUGGGCAUGGCAAAGCUGGACCCGCCCUCGCAGGGAGCCCUGCAGCUCCCCUACGACCCGGAGAUGGAAGAAGACUCCUACGACAGUUUUGGGGAGCCCUCGUACCCCGAUGUCUUUGAGCCCUCUCUGCCCGGCUACCCUGGGGAGGAGCUGGAGGAAGAGGAGGAAAGGGGUGUGAAGCUCGGCCUGGGUGAUUUCAUCUUCUACAGCGUGCUGGUGGGCAAGGCGGCAGCCGCGGGCAGUGGGGACUGGAACACCACCCUCGCCUGCUUCGUCGCCAUCCUCAUCGGCUUGUGUCUGACCCUCCUGCUGCUCGCCGUGUUCAAGAAAGCGCUGCCCGCGCUGCCCAUCUCCAUCACCUUCGGGCUCAUCUUCUACUUCUCCACCGACAACCUGGUGCGCCCCUUCAUGGACACCCUGGCCUCCCACCAGCUCUACAUCUGACGGGCUGGGGCCCGGCCGCAGCCUGGGACAGCCUCACGGGACGCAGCUGUAUAGUUUUACACUCUAGUGCCAUAUAUUUUUAAGACUUUUCUUUCCUUAAAAAGAUAAAAAGAUACUGUGUUUACUUCGUGACAAGGAAGUAGAAGCCGCUUUUGGUGCUAGCUGUUCUGCCACCAGACUCUGCCUCACUCGCGUGUGCGCCUUGUGUCACUGACAGGACACAGCAAGCUCAUCCUUGUGAACUGGGAAGGUCGCAUGGUGUGGGGGCCUGGAGCAGGACGCCUGUCCCCCUCCUGUCAAGGACUGGAAACCUCAAGGGCACAGGAGGGAAAAGCCCCAGGCACCGGCUCGCUCUGGCCGAGAACAAAAGCCAGGUCCCCGUCAGGCGCGGGCCCAGUGCUUUCUCUGUGGUGUCCUUGUUAUUUUAUUACCUGUAGAAACUGAGUCCUGUACUUCCUUCCUGCUGGGACGUGGCUUCCUGUGAACAUCAAUAAAUCGAUGCCUCCAGUCGCGA
This is a messenger RNA of Heterocephalus glaber (naked mole-rat), 2143 nucleotides long. It is a transcript of the gene Psen2, whose product is annotated as presenilin 2. NCBI's taxonomy places the organism in Eukaryota, Metazoa, Chordata, Mammalia, Rodentia, Bathyergidae. Gene Ontology annotation, biological process: Notch signaling pathway; protein processing; intracellular signal transduction. Gene Ontology annotation, cellular component: gamma-secretase complex; membrane. The record is from RefSeq and is a predicted model, not a curated record. Gene Ontology annotation, molecular function: aspartic endopeptidase activity, intramembrane cleaving.